CACGCAGACUCGAGUCAUGUAACCAUUCCGAUGCGGGGUAAAGCCGCCAUCGGAAACUCAGUGUGAAGCCAAAGCUCGUGGAGUGCACCACGACUUCACGCUUCCUCUACAUAGCAGGAGUUUAGUAGGCCUGGAUUUUUUUCUCGUGAAAACAGAAACAAGUGGUAAAGAUCUCUUGACAUGCACCAAAGUCAACCAGAUAGGCUUCCCCGAAACGACUUUGCGAAGGGAACUAUCUCAUUUCAGAAAUUCUAGUUAAGUGAAAGGGCUGCCUGCAAUCGCUGCCACCGGAUUUCCCUAUUCGUGACGGUCUUAGGAAACCAUAUCUUGACGGCAAACGCUUAUCUUGAAAUCAUCAAGUUGAAGAAGAAGAAAAAGGGUUGGUGCAAGGUCGUCAUUCUUGUUCGUGUUUUCAGUGUCCGUGAGUUUACUUUUUGCACGGCAAUUAUUGUUCUUCCAAUGUCACGCCUCUCGCUCGAUGUUACCUCUUCAGUGCAAUCAAUCACUUUAAAAUUCAAGAAAAGCUUGACUCUUCAACCCUAGACAAAGGAUCAAACAGAGUUCAUCCCUGGCGCCUCUCGGGCACUAUUUUUGCCUUCAUCUCAAGUCCUCAAGAACCAUCGGCGGAGACGGACGUCCCUGAAAUCUGACGACUGAGUGUCAACUUCUGACGUCAUUGGGAAUUCCAGUUUUCUACUUUACCUUCGCGCCUAUCCCAACAACCAAGCAACCAAGCAACCAACCAGCACACCAGCACACCUAGAGGCAUCCUUCAACGUGACCUAUGACCUCGAAGCAAACGGUGGACAAACCUCGUGCGUCUUCGCAUCGAUCAGCUGAUUCCUGCAUUCCUGCCAUGAACAGCACUACGGGUAAAAAUAGCCAGGGGUCGGAGGCGUCUGUGCACGGCUGAUCCUAGCAUCCCCAUGAGAACGAGAAGCAGGAACAGGUGGAAACGAAGAAAACGAGAGUGAUCACUGUGAUCACCACGAGUUGCUUGAAUUCAGGUAGUUGGUGGCCACGAUAGCAAAUAUAUAGCGGUGGUGAUGACGAUGAUUAUGCUGAUGAUACUGAGAACCCUCCUCCGACUGGAUCUGAAACCUGGCCAAUUGGUUGCAUAAGAGUUGAAUUGCUCUUUUCCUGUCCUGGACAUGCCCUGUGGUCGUAAACGAGCUGUGCCCCAUGAGAGAGGAUAUGAGUCUCAGUGCUUUUGUAUCAGAGGUGCGAUUCCACAAUAAUCCAGCUGCCCACGAGAAUCUGGAGGGUGACACGACCGUCCGGAUCCAGAAAUACCGCCGACGAGGUAGCGAUGACCUCGUUCGCGAGGAUGGGCCUUCCACGGCCCACACCACCCUGUCCUCGGCUCCGUCGAGCUCAUUCAAGGUCAACACGAGUGGAAAGCCCAAACGAUCCCCCAAUUACUUGGCCGAGGAUGCCAUCCAAAGAGAGCACGAGUUUCUCCAGACGGAGCGAGCCCACUCGUCCAGAUCACCCACACUACCCCCACUUCCUGCCACGCCCCCUCAAGGGGAAAGUAGAAGGUGGCGAGAAAGUCAUGUCUCGACAUUCCACGUCACUGGUUCCUACGAAGGAAGCGAACAUGAGGUGACCUCGGACACCUCCAUUUCGUCGUCGGAUGGCGCCGAGCGGCUCCAGUCCCAUUUUGAUCCCAAUAAUUGGAUGUUGAGUUCGCCACCAAGGCGUUGUCGGGUCUUGUCAUCCACUUUGAAUGAAAUCAACGAAUCAUUAGCACCUUCUGUCAUAUCCAAUCAUCGGGUGGAACGCCGAGAAACAUCCCCCUUUCCCGGGCCGAUUGAUCCACCCCAAGCCCCACAUGAAGAGGGUGUUCCUGAUUCGGUCAGGAAGUCAAAGUGGCCAUUGCCAAAGUACAUUCAUAAUAUCAUAGUUCAUCAACAAAUGCACGAAAAGAAGCCACAAGACGAAUCGAAACUCAUGCGGCAACUCGCCAAAAGUAUCAUGCUCCCGGAUGACCCUUCUGAUCCUGCAGCCUUCACCGUCACCCCUGGUCUCACACGACCCCCCAAGCCCCCAUGGUGUAGCUCCAAGCCCGUUCUAAAGAUUGUUGGCACUUUCGCGUUCAUGAUGUCCUUGGGGAUCAUCAUCGCCAUCAUCUACUUGAAUUGGUAUUCAAAUACAUUUCGGCCCAUGGACAUGUGAGGGCCUGGAAUUAACCCUGAUGUGUCCCAUUCAUUCAUUCAUUAUUCAUCCAUUCAUCCCGUGGUUGUUUCCGUUUGGCAUUACUGGAUCCAACGCAUACAUGUUGGACUUUAUAACAAGAUCGUGAUAGAUUUUCAAAUUUGAGUUGUUUUCUGCUUUUUCUUUUUACUCAUGCAUCAUCCAAUCAUCAAUUUAGGAGAAAAAAACAUACGUGUGAUAAUCUUUUGUACUUUGACUACUGCUACUCCAUCGACCUGUGAGCUGUGAUAAUGCAAUAAAGUAUUGUGAAGUCUU
This is a messenger RNA of Tigriopus californicus, 2472 nucleotides long. RefSeq lists its product as uncharacterized. The record is from RefSeq and is a predicted model, not a curated record. The coding region runs from base 1183 to 2178 and encodes 331 amino acids. The transcript has 3 exons. NCBI's taxonomy places the organism in Eukaryota, Metazoa, Arthropoda, Copepoda, Harpacticoida, Harpacticidae.